This is a messenger RNA of Tribolium castaneum (red flour beetle), 601 nucleotides long. Its product is annotated as cuticle protein CP14.6. Bases 144 to 542 code for a protein of 132 amino acids. The record is from RefSeq and is a predicted model, not a curated record. The transcript is spliced from 2 exons. Gene Ontology annotation, molecular function: structural constituent of chitin-based larval cuticle. Gene Ontology annotation, cellular component: chitin-based extracellular matrix. Lineage: Eukaryota; Metazoa; Arthropoda; Insecta; Coleoptera; Tenebrionidae.
ACCUUGGAAAAGAUGAGAGUAACAUUUGGUAAACACAAUAUAAUUUCUAUUACACCAUAGCGUUUUGAGGAGCCCGUGAUUAGUAUAAAUAAGCCGAAGAAGGAGCGUCUGCAUUAGAUCGAAUCUUCAAUCCAAACGCAAUCAUGAAAUUUGCUGUGGUGAUUUGUGCCAUUGUUGCAACGGCUUCAGCCGCCUCUCUUUCAACAAACGAGCCAGUGCCGAUCCUCAAGCAAGAACAAGAAGUUAAUUUCGAUGGCUCUUAUCAUACGUCUUAUGAAACUGGGAAUGGGAUUUCUUUUGAGGAACAAGGUUCUUUGAAAAACGCGAAUACUGAAAACGCGGCUUCGGAAAUUGUUGGUAGUUUUAAAUAUACAGGGGAUGAUGGUGUGGUGUACACCAUCCAGUAUGUGGCUAAUGAAAAUGGGUUCCAACCACAAGGCGCCCAUCUUCCUGUAGCUCCAGAAAUCCCAGCGGCCAUCCAGAGGUCUCUGGAGUACAACGCUGCCCAUCCCGAGGAAGAGGAACCACCCAAAAAACACUAACGUGUGAUAGAGACUGCCGAUAUUUUAUACUGUACAUAAUAAAGUUGUUUUUGAACAAA